AUGAGCUCUCAUGACGUUGACGUGAAAACUACGGUGGACACGCCGCAGGCGACCGUGCCCGAAAACACGGCGAAUGUCAGCCAGCCGCUAUCGAAGAACGCGCAGAAGAGACUGGCGAAGGCUGCCCGGACAGCGGAGCUGAAGAAAGAGCGGCGCGCGGCCGAGAAGGAGAGAAAGAAAGAGAAGAAGCGCGUCCAGGCGGAGAAACGGGCUGCUGGGGAGCUCGAGGGCAAGGACGAUGAGCAGGCCCUCUCGAGGAAGAAGAGGCGGAUGGGCGAGGGUCCGCGCACGCCUUUCGGAGCGACGGUCGUCGUCGACCUCGGGUUCGACAGCAUGAUGACGGACAAUGAGGUCAAAUCGCUUACGUCGCAGCUCGCGUACACUUACAGUGCGAACAGGAAGGCGGAGCGGCCGUUCGCGCAUCUGCUAUUCACGUCGCUCAAUGGACGCACCUUGACGCGUCUGGAGAGCUUGAACAAUGCCGCAUAUAAGCGGUGGGUAGACGCAGAAUGGUGGGAGGAUGGUUACGAGAAGCUAUGGGAGGGUGCGAAGGAGGGCAAACAUGAAGACGAGACUGUCCCGCCCAUGGACAAUACAGAUGCCCCCGACAAUGUUGGGGAUGCAGAGCGGCAGGAGGAGCGCAAAGGAAAUGGCAAAAGGCGGAGAAAGCAGCCUGUGUCGGCACCGAGGGAAAGUGUGGUCUAUCUCACUGCAGACUCCUCCGAGGAACUCACAGAACUGAAAGAGGACGAAACGUACAUCAUAGGUGGCAUAUGUGAUCACAAUAGGUACAAGAACCUCUGCCUGAACAAAUCCCGCGAUACACAUAUUCGCUCCGCACGCCUGCCCAUCGGAACGUACCUUGCAGAGCUCAAGACUCGCAAGGUGCUGACAGUGAACCAGACCUUCGAGAUUCUGCUCAAGUGGGUCGAGACACGCGACUGGGAGCAGGCGCUCUGGGCGGUGAUCCCGAAGCGCAAGUUCCACGAGGCGCGCAAGCGGGGGAAAGGAGGGACAGAUAAGAGCGGGGAUGCAAGCGAGGGAGAUGACGAUGGGGCUGAAGGCGAAGAGGAGGUCAAGGAGAUUACCAUUGAUGCACACGCUUUGGAGGAGGCGGGUGAGCAAGGAGAAGCGGACGAGGCGAAAGCUGCUGUUGAGGCACGGAUGAACGAAGGUACGACGCAGGAGGAGCAAGAAGCAGACCAAUAG
Molecule: messenger RNA, 1209 nt
Organism: Laetiporus sulphureus 93-53
Lineage: Eukaryota; Fungi; Basidiomycota; Agaricomycetes; Polyporales; Laetiporaceae
Exons: 3
Coding region: 1-1209 (402 amino acids)
Biological process (GO): tRNA N1-guanine methylation
Cellular component (GO): nucleus
Molecular function (GO): tRNA binding
Source: RefSeq, a predicted model, not a curated record